Molecule: messenger RNA, 887 nt
Organism: Aspergillus aculeatinus CBS 121060
Lineage: Eukaryota; Fungi; Ascomycota; Eurotiomycetes; Eurotiales; Aspergillaceae
Product: cytochrome P450
Exons: 1
Coding region: 10-636 (208 amino acids)
Molecular function (GO): iron ion binding; oxidoreductase activity, acting on paired donors, with incorporation or reduction of molecular oxygen; monooxygenase activity
Source: RefSeq, a predicted model, not a curated record
ACGGAGUUAAUGCAUACUCUCGACGAGGCGCUCUUCGCGAACAUCGACGUCACGAUCGGCAGCUUCUCCUGGAUCCCGGCCUUCCUGGCCGACGACUCCGCCAUCCAGGAGCAACUCCGCAGGGAGAUCAUGGACGUACGGUCGGACGACUCCGCAGGAGCGUGGGAGCGGUACAUCGCCAGCCACUCCACGCUGCUGGCGAGCUGCAUCAACGAGUCGGCGCGACUGCGGCCGGUGACGAAUUACACGUACGCCCAGUCGAUCCCAACAGCGCGCGACGUCGGGGGAUACCGCAUCCCCCGGGGCAGCUACAUGGUGGUCGAUACCAAUGCCCUGAACAUCCGCGAUGAGUCCUGGGGCCCGGACCCGACGAGCUUCCGGCCGCGACGGUUCCUGGCCGAAUCCCGCGCGCAUUUCCGCUACCGGUUCUGGCGCUUUGGCUUCGGGCCGCGCCAGUGUAUCGCCCAGGCGUUGGCGGAUACGAUCCUCAAGGUGUUGGUGGCGUACACGGUGGAGCAUUAUCGCCUCCGGUCGCCGGAGAAGUCCCCCGCCGACACGGACGGCCGGGAGGCUCGGAAACGUGGGGAUGCAUGGUUCAAGGUUGCUGAGCAAGCGAUCAUCUUGGAGGCUCUGUAAUCUCUUUCGAGAAUGUGUCUGUGUCAUCGAGUUGAGGACCGCAGUUAUGACUAUUUCGUUCCAUCUUAGUCGGUGGUUUUGUCUAGAGUCGGAGAGGGGGGGCUUCGUUCGGAAUGAAAGCUCCUAUUCUCAACUCAGUUUAGCCUGGUGAUUUUGGGAUUGACGAAAAAAGGAGGUGCUGAAGCGUGUAUCUUCCCGUAUCUCCGAAGUAGGGUCACAAAGGAAACGAGGAGAGAAAUGAUAAGAUUCGC